AUGACGACCUCGCCUUUUACCUACAGUUUACACAUAUUGUAUUAUAUCAGCGUCCUUGAUAGCAAAACGGUUUUUUUUCCAGCUGCACCAGGAACUACGUGUGGGCCGAUGGACGAGCCUGCAGAUCUAUCGUCGUCGUGUACGCUGUCUGAACUGGUGGACGUCGAUGUCUCCGCGAUCAGUCACGAACGACUCAAAGACCUUACAGGCGAAGUCUUGAACACGGUGCUGGACAAAGACAGCGUGUUAGGAGACCUGCCGAACAACGUGACGUUGGGAGAAGUCGAUUUACAAAUCGCGAUUGAACACGGUCGAGCGAUAACCUUAUACCUAGAACGUUUCGACGGCAUUGUCAUCCCAAUUGUCGUCAGUAUAACAUAUUUAAACGCCCCGAAUUUUCCGGUACAGAAGAAUGGAGCAAAAGUGGCCGACUUGAAAAAGAGCAUAGAAAGAAAAAUGACGUUACAUUUAAAAAGAGCUGGCGAGAGAUCAACCGUCAGUUGGAGACGAAUAUGGAAAACUUAUUGGUUAAGUUGUAAUGGGAAAAAAAUUAAGUGUAAUUCUGAUUCCAUAUCCAAGUACAUGGAAAACAACUCAAAACUAAUAUUUGUAAAACGAUUUAGAGAAAAAAACAUUCACGAUCAAUAA
This is a messenger RNA of Metopolophium dirhodum (rose-grain aphid), 648 nucleotides long. Its product is annotated as U11/U12 small nuclear ribonucleoprotein 25 kDa protein-like. Gene Ontology annotation, cellular component: U12-type spliceosomal complex. The transcript is spliced from 2 exons. The record is from RefSeq and is a predicted model, not a curated record. The coding region runs from base 1 to 648 and encodes 215 amino acids. Gene Ontology annotation, biological process: mRNA splicing, via spliceosome. Lineage: Eukaryota; Metazoa; Arthropoda; Insecta; Hemiptera; Aphididae.